Suillus subalutaceus is the source of this 735-nucleotide messenger RNA. RefSeq lists its product as uncharacterized. The record is from RefSeq and is a predicted model, not a curated record. Gene Ontology annotation, molecular function: zinc ion binding. The transcript is spliced from 3 exons. Lineage: Eukaryota; Fungi; Basidiomycota; Agaricomycetes; Boletales; Suillaceae. Gene Ontology annotation, cellular component: Shu complex. The coding region runs from base 181 to 525 and encodes 114 amino acids. Gene Ontology annotation, biological process: double-strand break repair via homologous recombination.
GGAUUACUCCAGUCAAUGAUUAAUGAUGCCCGUUGAAGGUUCACUACGCCUUAGGCAUAUCCUACACGCGAGCAUUCAGGCGUUCGACCCGGAUGAAGAGAGCUGUAUGCCCUCUCAGAUCUCUCCUCUCUCACAACAGGACACUCACAAACCCCGCAUGUAGUUGAAGAAGGCAUUGAAAUGCUUCGCGCUGUCCUCCCAGACACAAUGAUUAUAGCUGCUUUGGACAUUAUUGAUCGCGAAGGCGUCAUGAAGUACAAGACUUCUUGGGGCCGGCACCACUACGAAGUUCUAGGCACCACUUCAACGUACACUGUCUUUCCGCAUCUCGGUGUUGCAAAUACAGCUGUGUCGAGUUACUGCACCUGCCCAUCAUUCGCAUACGCGGUGUUAAUAUCUGAGAACCAUCUUAUGUGCAAACAUGUCUUGGCGGUUUGCCUUGCAGAUAGGUGGUCUCGAUGUGUCGUGCGCCAUAUCGAAGACGAUGACUUACUGUUGAAAUUUGCGGGACAUGUCUCUCCCUAGACGCUCUGCUUGCAAUCCUCCAUCGCCGACAUAUCUUCAUUUCUAUCAAAGACCUUAUAGAAAUAAGGAGCACCUGAUUGAACAACGUGUCAGAUUUCCCUAGUUCUUUGCUUCUCAAUCACACGAUCAUCACCGUGAAGACUGAGGACCUCGUCAUGCUCUACGAUAACACGUAGCACAGGAAUACGACAUUUCGGUACCAUCUGAACA